Molecule: messenger RNA, 855 nt
Organism: Aureobasidium pullulans EXF-150
Lineage: Eukaryota; Fungi; Ascomycota; Dothideomycetes; Dothideales; Saccotheciaceae
Exons: 1
Coding region: 1-855 (284 amino acids)
Source: RefSeq, a predicted model, not a curated record
AUGAACAACUCACCUCUGCUCUGUCUCCCCAGGGAGAUACGAGAUCAAAUCUAUCGCCAUGUCAUGCUCGGCAUUGGUCCAACAUGUCACAAAAGCAGCAGCUGUAAUCCAUCUAUCUACAUUCGAGAUUUUCGCAUGAACCCCUCAUCAGCGAGUCCGAAGACGAACACACCAGAUGUUUGGGCUGUGACAGCCCGCGACCACCCGAUACUAUACACAUGUCGCCAAUUAUGUGACGAAGCCUUUGAGAGUUUCCUGUUCACCAACGAAUUUGUGCAAAACAUCAGCGCACCUCCUCUCACCACCUCGGCCUGCAAAUUCGUGGCGCUGUUCGUUAGAAGCCUGGGAGACAAAUCACAUCUAGUCAGAAAACUAGGCCUUGGCAUUGAAGACCCGACCGAAGACGUACUGGAAAAGCUUCUGGAUUGGAUGAUAAUGUUCAAAAACUGCCAGAAACGCUUGAGACCCGGCGCUCUCGUCCUUCGUGUGAAGUUUACAAGGCCGACCACAACACCACCUCUCUUCUCACCUGUCGGACAAACCUGGACUAUUGCUCCCAAGGACGAGAAUGUUAUGGCUUUGGAAAUUCACCUGUGUGACGAAGGAAAGUCGUGGAGUAUAUUCGAUCAGGCCAAAGAACUUGACCGAAAAGCUCGCCAGCGCGGCACAGAAAGAGUGCUCAAGUCGUGUCGAGACUCGGGUAUGAAGGGUAUAGAAGAGAGAGAGAAGGCAUGGCGGGAAGAAAGAAGACUCUGGCACGAAGAGACCUGGACCGCACUGCAUUACAAGUUCGAAUGCUGGAUGAAGAUCAUGGACGGUUUGCAGCCGAGGAAAAGACUCACUGAGGAAGGCUGA